Messenger RNA from Anopheles funestus (African malaria mosquito), 3405 nucleotides. Its product is annotated as probable cytochrome P450 28a5. The record is from RefSeq and is a predicted model, not a curated record. The transcript is spliced from 8 exons. The coding region runs from base 122 to 3088 and encodes 988 amino acids. Gene Ontology annotation, molecular function: heme binding; oxidoreductase activity, acting on paired donors, with incorporation or reduction of molecular oxygen; monooxygenase activity. Lineage: Eukaryota; Metazoa; Arthropoda; Insecta; Diptera; Culicidae.
ACGCAGCUCUAACUCAUUAUUUCCUUCCGGACUACGGUGCGUACAAGUAGUGUUAGACGGUGCGAUUCCUUCAACCGCGUGUUUAGGUCUGCAGUGUGUUACACUCUGAUCGUUCGUUAAGAUGUUGCUCACCGUCACAUUGCUGGUGACGGCCCUCACGUUCGUGUACGUAUAUUUGGCAUGGUAUAGCAACUACUGGACAAAGCGGAACGUUCCGGGCCCUACCCCCCGACUACUGUUGGGUAACUUCCCCAGCUUCAUUCUACGCAAUCGACCGUUCGUGGAAGACUUUCAAGAUAUAUACGACAAAUUCCGUUCGAAGGCCAAUGUGGUCGGAGUCUUCAACAAUCGGCAACCGGCGCUGCUGGUAUUGAAACCGGAGCUCAUGAAAGAUGUGUUGAUAAAGAACUUUAAACAUUUCCAAGACAACGAGUUUGCCGAUUCGAUCAGCAAGGAGAGUGAUCCCAUCUUUGGACGUAAUCCCUUCAUGCUCAAGGGCGAAGAAUGGAAGGAGAAGCGUGCCGAAGUGACACCGGCAUUCACGACGUUACGGAUGAAAUCCCUGUUUCCGUUCGUGGAAGAUGUGGCGCACCGGAUGAAACAGUACAUUUCACAGCAAAAAUCCCAGGAACCGAUCGAGACACGUGAACUGUGCGCCAAGUACACAACCGACGUCGUGUCUAGUUGCAUAUUCGCAGCAGAUGCACAGUCAUUCUCCAAAGAGAAGGCAGAAAUACGUGAAAUGGGUCGGAAACUGUUGGAACCGAACUUCCAAAUUCUCUUAAUGUUCAUACUGAUCGGUGUAGCGCCUGUGCUCAAAAAGAUCAUAAAGAUCAAGUUCGUGUCGAAAGAGAUCGAACAGUUCUUUACGAACCUGAUGGAGAAUGCCGUUACCUACCGGGAGCAGAACAAUGUAAAGCGUGUCGACUACCUUGAGCAUCUGAUAAGUUUGCGAUCGAAGAAGCAACUCACCUCCCUCGAUAUGGCUGCACACGGUGUGACUUUCUUCAUCGACGGCUUUGAAACGUCCAGUCUAGCGAUGGCCUUCACCCUGUACGAAUUGGCCAAGAGUCCGGAUUGUCAAACAACGCUACGCAACGAACUGCUGGCCGCUUCCAACGAGGAUGGUACGAUCGGUUACGAUUCCUUGCUCGAACUGCCCUAUCUCGAUCAGGUGUUGCACGAGGCACUGCGUAUUUGGCCACCUGCUGCCUUCCUGUCGAAGGUUUGUACCGUUCCCACGGAGGUUCAAGUAACCGAGAGCAAAACGGUGCUGAUCGAGCGUGGCAUUCCGGUAAUGUUGCCCGUUUGGGCCGUCCAUCGCGAUGGGGAAUAUUUUGAGGAGCCGGAACGCUUCAAUCCGGAUCGUUUCUCACCGGCCAACGGUGGCACCAAGGCGUACCGUGAAAAGGGUUGCUUUUUACCUUUCGGCGACGGACCGAGACAGUGUCUUGGUAUGCGUUUCGCCCUGAUGCAGGUUAAGCGUGGUUUGUUCGAAGUGAUCACCAAGUAUGAAAUUUCAAUCAACUCCAAGACGAAGCAACCGCUACAGUUGGACCCGAAAACGUUCAUCAUCUGUCCGCUAGGCGUCGGCACCGGUGUGGCCUUCGUCGCACUGGUGUAUUUGUUUCUGGCGUGGGAGUUCGGGUUUUGGCAAAAGUAUGGUAUUAAGGGACCGAAACCGAGACUGCUCUUCGGUAACAUACCGAAUCUGCUAACGAAGAAGCGACAUAUCGUGUAUAACUAUGAUGCAAUAUACAAUGACUACAAAAACGAACCAGCUGUCGGGUACUUCAGCAUUAGAACACCACAACUGAUGGUGAGAGAUCCAGAGCUAAUUAAAGAGGUGUUGAGCAAGAGUUUCCACAAUUUUUCCGCCAACGAUUUCUCCGACACUGUCGACGAAAAGUCCGAUCCACUGUUGGCUCGCAAUCCGUUCAGUUUGAGUGGUGAAAAAUGGAAAACUCGUCGGGCAGAGAUUACGCCUGGCUUCACCAACAAUCGGAUUAAAGCGAUGGCGCAUUUGAUGGAUGAAGUUUGUGAACGUAUGGCUAAGUAUGUGAAGAACCAGGCCAAUUCAAACGCUGGAACAGCUACCUUGGACGCCAAAGAACUCAUGGCGAAGUACACCACUGACGUAGUUGCCAGCUGCAUCUUCGCCAUUGACGCACAAUCAUUUGAGAGAGAAAAUCCGGAAAUUCGCCUUAUGGGCAAGCGUAUUAUGAACUUUAACUUUGUCGUUCAACUCGCACUGCUUGUAACGACCUUCUGCCCGUCGGUGAAGAAUUUCUACAAGUUCUCCUUCAUCCCCAAGGAUACGGAAGAGUUUUUCAUUCGCAUCAUGCAGGACGCAAUCCGCUAUCGUAAGGAGAACAAAAUUAAUCGAACCGACUUUCUGGAUCACCUGUUGCAACUGCAGGAGCGCAAGCAGAUCACGGAUGUUGAUAUCGCUGGCCAUGGUGUAUCGUUCUUUGCUGACGGAUUUGAAACGUCGAGCAUUGUGCUCACGUACACUCUGUACGAUCUUGCCAAACAUUCGGCCAUCCAGCAGGAACUACGUGAUAACAUUCAGAAGGCAAAGGAGAUCGGUGGCGGAAGCAUGUCGUACGAGCAGUUGGUGGAGAUGCCCCUAUUGGAACAAAUACUUUGCGAAACUAUGCGCAUUCAUCCGCUCAUCGCCGUUAUGUCCAAACGGUGCACCGCCGAUACCACGCUGGUUGGCCCGAAGGAUCGCAAAAUAUUCGUCAAAAAGGGUACCACGGUUGUGCUGCCGUAUUACUCGAUUAGUUUCGAUCCGGAACAUUUCCCUGACCCUCAGAAGUACGAUCCGAGCCGUUUUUCGGCCGACAACGGGGGCAGUAAGCUAUAUCGCGAGCGUGGCGUAUACUUUCCCUUCGGCGAUGGUCCGCGUAUGUGCUUGGGUAUGCGAUUUGCUCUGACACAGGUAAAAAGGGCGAUAGUUGAGAUCUUGGAGCGUUUUUCGAUUUCAGUCAACAGCAAAACGAUUGAACCGUUUGAAAUGGAUCCGGAACAGUUUAUGCUGAUGCCGAAAGGUAGUAUAUGGUUGGAUUUUAAACCUGUUGCAUAAAUCGGGACGCUUUUUUGGACAACGAAAAAAAUAUUUCUGAGCAAAAAAAAGCAUUACUCGUCACAAAACAAAAUUUGGAAUGGAAAUUGUAUCUUCAAUAUAAACACAAAUAAGUACAGAAAAAAUAAUACGCACUAAACAUUAGUAAACAAUCAAUUAACAAGAAAUUUAUCCACACGAACAAAACUUUUCUGAAGGUAAUUUUUAAAAGCAACAAAAGGUUUAACCAUUUAUGCCACACUAAGAACAAAUCAAGACAAAAAGCAAACUGUAAUAUCAUUAACACGAACGAACAAUAAACGAGUAAACAUCAGAUA